AUGGCAUUUAAAUUGCAUAAAUGUAUUAUUAAAGAAUCACCGCAAAAUCUUCAACUUCUCUACCAAAAUAAGGUGUUGGAUGAGAAAAAAAGUUUGUCAGUUUAUGGUUCAAGUUUUGAUAUUCUAAAUCCAAUGGUUAUCGGUUUAUCAUUAAAGAUGGAUAAUGGAGAAUUUGAGCCAUUAGACAUAACUCCAUACUCAGAGCCACCAUUAGAAAAUUUGCUAUAA
Messenger RNA from Melanaphis sacchari, 228 nucleotides. RefSeq lists its product as uncharacterized. The transcript has 3 exons. The record is from RefSeq and is a predicted model, not a curated record. NCBI's taxonomy places the organism in Eukaryota, Metazoa, Arthropoda, Insecta, Hemiptera, Aphididae. Bases 1 to 228 code for a protein of 75 amino acids.